Messenger RNA from Chara braunii, 3791 nucleotides. The record is from the annotation of a GenBank genome assembly. NCBI's taxonomy places the organism in Eukaryota, Viridiplantae, Streptophyta, Charophyceae, Charales, Characeae.
UGCAAUAAAUGGAGCCUGCGAUUCAAUCGAAUGUCAACGGCGUGGAGACAUGCGCGAUGGAGACCCAGGACAUUGUCAAGGGUAUCGCAGUUAUCAGCAACGAAGGCAUAUCGGCCGGAGCAAACACCACAGACUGUGCAGUGGUCCUUGCAGCAAUUUGUGAGCAGACUGCAGACAUGAUGACGGAUGGUGAGGCCAGUGAGAAUGAUGCACGGUGUGUUGUUGCAGACGAGAAUGUGGUCAGGACGUCAGCAGAAACUCUCUUCCCCUAUGACAUCAAUUGGGUGCCUGGUCGUCUUCAACCGGGUAUCGUUGGAGGAGCGGCGUGCUUCGCGUUCAAAGUCAAUGGGGAAUGGGUUCCAUAUCCCGCUCCCAAAGCGACGUCGUGGAGGGGCGUGACUCUGUCAAUCAUCUUCGACAGAGUGCUGAGGUUGAACGAUGAGGUGAGCGCUGACGACAAAUCGCGGCAUGUGUUGAAACUGUGGCAUGUUCAAGACGCGAAGGGCGAGUUGAGGCUCAAUGAUUUUGAGUAUGACAGUGUCGACUGCGGAGAGUCAUGGGUGAUUGGCGGGUUGGACACUGCAGCGAGUUCGGUUUGCCCACUGACUGAUGCCACGGGGGAUCCACGGUGGGGUUGGGUGCCACAUGACGCCCCGCCUCUUUGUGGUUGUGUGAAGGUGCCGAUGCGUGAUGCCAUGGGGAAUGUAUGGACCACGUGUUAUAUAAACGGCAGCUUCUCAUCUAGGCACCUGAACAGGGAGGUGACUGAAGAGGAGAAAAUGGCAAUGGCUUGUCCCACCCCUGCUGCUCGUUGUUUUUCGCCGCCUCUUCGGAACCCUGUGGAGCUCGAGGUGGCAGAGGGGAAAGUGUUCGCGGGUGACCAUGGAUACACAUACACGCAUGCCAGAGGGGAGGACGCUACUGCUGAUGGAAUAACCACGCUGGUAUGGGACCCAUUCAACCUGAACCCUGACGUUCUGGCUGCCAUAGACAUUGCGGCCCAUGUCAUCCCCGAGGGGCAGUUGCAGCAGCAUGUGGCCCCUCAGAAGUAUGGAUAUCGUGUGAAUUGGGUCCCAGGAUGUCUGCAGCCGGCAACAGUUGAUGGCAAGGUGACCAUGGCAGCGAAACUGCAGACAGGCCAUUGGCUGCCCUUGGGGUGGAUGCAUGCAGGCAUGGUGGAGCAGUGGCAGUUCCUGGUGGUAGUUGCACGUGUCUCCAUUUUCAAUGCAGAUGUGAAGGACCACGUGCUCGUUGUGGAGCAUGCAAAGCGGUGCUGGGAGAAGAUAAGGGAGGAGGACCAUCAGAUGGUGUGCAUGGGUUACGACUCCAUGCCAGACGAGGGGAUGUGGUCCAUGGUUGAGGGGAGUCCUGGUGGGCAAGGGCAGGGCGAUGGCGAGAACAGGUACAUGACUCACAUCCGCCGCAGGCAUGGUUGCUCCGCCCUUGUUGGUUGGGUCCCGGCCGUAUGUCGCAUGACAUACGAGCAAGGUGGAGAGAUGAUGAUGAGGUUCAGGGACCCGCUUGGUGUGUCGUUUCUGCUGACGUACUCGGAUAGCCUCCUGCGAGACAUUCAGUAUAUGGUGGCCGAGGACACCCGAGGUGGACAUCGGAGGCCGGGACAGACGGAGGAGACGCGCCCGGGACAUAAGGAUGGUUUGUCUGCUGAGGUGGAGGACCCAUGUGGCGGUGAGCGAGUUGCAGGGUGCUCUGCAGCGCAGGGUGACGUGGCCGGGCCCAGCAAGACAACGAUGUCCCACAGCCCGAGGAAGGUGAAGGCGGUUGUGUCGAGGCCGCGGAGGGGGAAGACGGCUGGUGACAAGCAAAAGAAGAACCCCCAGCCUGUGCCACAGACCGGUAACAAUGCAGAUUCGCCUGCACGUGUCCACAGACGCCGCAAACACCCCGGGAUGGCAGCUUUGACAGAGAUCAGGAAGCUGCAACGAUCCACCGACCUUUAGGAGGGCUUCCACUACAACGGGCGUGGCGAGUUGUCUUUGUUGGAGGAGAGGGUGCCGGGGUACUUUGCUGUUAGCGUGGAUAUGAGAUCCACGAUCAUGGCCAACGGCAGUGGUUGUGUGCAGGCACGAAUACUCUUGGAACGAUUGAGAGAGUCACCUGAUGUUCGUGUGGACAGCGACGCGGAAGACAGCCCAUACAGUCUAAAAGGAGUUGUGCAGUGGAUGUGCAGCGAAGGCAUGUGCGACGAAGGACUUGUCGACAUGAGAAUGCAGCAGAAAGGGGGGACCUAUACACCUGUGGCUUUCAUGAAGUUUAUGGUGAGUGUGGCGAAGGGAUGGGACAUGCUUGUUGAAGGGGCGAACGACGAGUUGAAGAGGGGUGUUGCAGAAAUACUAGUGCUGUCCAGAAUCAAGGACAUGACACAAACACCGCCCCAGGACUUUCAAGAGCUUGCCGUGAUUGUUGCAGACGGUGUGGAAUACGAGAAUGAUGCUGCCCACGACCCGGGACCAUUCAACAUAGGCGUAACCAAUCUCGCUGGUGAUGAGAGCGAGGACGAGAGGGCGGAGGACGACGCAAAUGGGGCAGCCGGUGAUAACGCAGAGCCGGCAGCACAACCCGUUGAGCCUUUUGACGGCUCGCGCAGGCUAGCAACGCUUAUUUUCUCCGCCAGGGGCGGCGUCGGUAUGUCACAUACGGACGUUGAUGCUCUCUUGUCACUUCUCAAAGACCCGAGAUUCAGCACGACGGACAUUGCGUACCGCAACAGUCGAGAGUGCUUCGCAUGGGCGGGCAGUCUAGUAGAGGCCGCUGGGUGGAAGGAGUUGGAUCUGCGUAGUGAUGACUGGCUUCGAGAAGCGCAUGCCAUCUUGUGGCACCGCGAUUGGCGAACUGCAUUCUUAUCGAUAAUGCACGUCGCGUUGCAGAAAUGCGAGACGGUUCAUUCCCUCGAGGUGUCCCCGCCGUCGGAGGACAACAGUGUAUCCGGUCCGCGCAGCGGGGCGCUCAGUUAUCACACGAAGUCAAUCAUUCGAGCGCACAAAGGUGUCGACGAGAAUGGAAAUCCACGAUAUGUAAUCCCUCUCUCACUGUACUCCGACAAGACACACACAGACGGUCGUCAGAAACAGACGGCAUACCCUCUUAUGAUGUCGCUAGCCGACCACGCGUCGGAAGCCACUCUGCUGGCCUAUCUUCCCGUGCUUCAUCAUCGACCCCGUGACAAAGGAUGGGGUCUACAGUCCACCGCAUUCAGGAAGCGAAAGGCCGUCAUCUUCCACAAGGCCCUUUCGACGGUCUUGCAAGCUGCGAAGGAGACAUCGCACGACGGCAUCACGAUACCGUCGACGCGAUUCGGGGAUGUGACUGUCCACCCUUUCCUCCUCAACUAUAUACAGGACUACCCAGAGCGAUGUGCGCUGGCGAAUGCGAAGUUUGGUGUAUGCCCUACAUGCACCGUGUCGAAAACGGACCUCGAUGUCGCGGCCGAUUUCACGGACAGCAGGAGAUCCCAGACGCUGGAAACUCAACUCGCAGCAGCUUUGUUCACGGGGGACGACGAUGACGUGCGCUGUGCGGCGGAAGGGCGAAUGGCGGAGUUGGACAUGCAUAGGCAUGUUGAACAAAACGGCCUUUGGGGGUUCUACAGGGGGCCGAGUGGCGAUGAUCCUCAGCUAGACUACCACCUCGCAUUGCAACCAGACCGUAUGCACACGAUCGAACACGGCUUAUUCCUGCACAUGAUCGACGCAUUCAGGGCGGCAGCCUUUGAGAAGUUGCCGAACACACCGCAAACAGAGAUCCUGAAGGAACUCGAUGCAAGAUUGCAAUGC